Closterium sp. NIES-67 is the source of this 1668-nucleotide messenger RNA. The record is from the annotation of a GenBank genome assembly. NCBI's taxonomy places the organism in Eukaryota, Viridiplantae, Streptophyta, Zygnematophyceae, Desmidiales, Closteriaceae.
CCUAUCUCACACGUUGUCCAGCCAUCAAGCCACUGCCAAAAUCUGGAUAGUUUCAGCUCGUUCACAGCUUCAGGCCCUAUCGACUGACGUCGCUCCAAGGAAUCCCUUUGGAGCCAGUAUCUUGAGCGCAAGUAUGGCAUUUCCUAGCAGCCUCUCCUUAGUCCUCGCGCUCCUUGUCGCACUGCCCGCCGCGAUAGUAGCAACUAACAUGCCCGCGGGCGGAUGCCACACCCGCUACGUUUGCCCCUACAUAGACAACCUCGCUACCGCGACCAUCUCGCAGUCCACGUACACGAGUUACAAGUACAUCGGAAACUACCUAGGGCUCUUCAACAACCAGGGUGGGCAAUACGUUGAGCACCAGCGCGGCUCGGGUCCCGUUAAUUUCGAGCGGUACACGGAGGUUGGGACCAUAUUCGACGUGGUGAAGGGCGUCUACGGAGACACGCUGCAGGAGUGCUGCCGCGCCUGCGCCCGCUCCACCUACUGCUACCAGUGGCACUGGUUCAAAAACUCGCGUCUCGCCGGCGAGAACGCCAAGGUGACGGGCUUCAUCGACCGCAUCCAAUGCUACCUUCUAGAGAAGGUCGGCGGCACGGGCACGUCAGGCCCCUUUAAGACCCCCAAUGCGGGCGACGCGGCGACGCAGACGGCGAACGCGGUUAACUACCCGCUCAGCUUCGUCGGCGGGCUUUGCAACGGCACCGCGCUCGUCGAAAACGACCCGCACCUGACCGGCGCGCACGGCACCCACUACGACUUCACCGGGCGCCUCGACCGGUCGUUUUGCCUCUUCUCCGACAGUCGAUUCCACGUGAAUAUGCAUCUGAACGGCUACCAGGGCGCCCCGCCCGCUCUUCCCGCGUCGGCGACAUCGUCGAACAAGGAAACGAGCACGGAGCUUCACACGUGGAUUAAGGAGGUCGGCGUGGUGUGGAUGACUCCCGACGGCGCGAACCACACGCUGCGCAUGGUGGCGCGCAAGGGCAAGCAGCAGGAGCGUGGGGACAACGGCUUCCUCUCGCUGCUUGAGAUCGACGGCAAGACGACGAGCCCGCCGAGCGUCGGCGAAUCGAUCGCGACAGAAAGCGGGCUGGUGGUUACCAAAGUCGCGGAGGAGAAAGAGGGACCGUUCGAUGUGGAUCAGUUUCAGGUGCGCGUGGUGGGGCUGGGGGAACUCGACGUGCGCGUGCGCGUGGCGCACCCGCUGCUGCAGACCCCCUCGGAGGCGGAGACCCACUUCAACGUCGAACUUUCCGACGUGAAGAUGACGUCAGCCGUGCACGGCGUGCUCGGGCAAACGUUUAGGAACUCGCCGGAGCAGCUGCAGCGCGCGAUUAAGUACUCGCACUUAGCGGCGCUGCUGCGGCACCCCGUGGACGUGGAUAAGGCGGAAGGGAAGGGGUUUCUGGACGGGGAAGUGGAGGACUACAUCUCCUCGUCGAUCGUCGCGCCGGACUGCAAAUACGCCAGCUACGGCUCUGCCUAAGAGAGGAUUCUAAUUACCGAGUCACCCCUUACAAGUCAUAGAUUCGUCGUGGAUCGUGACUCGUGAUUCGUCAAGGAAUCUUGACUCCGCUUUAGUCUGUCCAUGCACCCAACCAAUGGCCGCUUUCAAGGCAAAUAAGGGGCUGGGACUCCUGUUUUGCAUAAAAUUAUGUACUCUUA